Symbiodinium natans is the source of this 1668-nucleotide messenger RNA. NCBI's taxonomy places the organism in Eukaryota, Dinophyceae, Suessiales, Symbiodiniaceae. The record is from the annotation of a GenBank genome assembly.
AUGGCAAAAGGACUCGUGAAAGGCUUUGUCUCCAAGCCGCGGCAGACGCCAUCACGGCAAGGCAGCAAUCCUGACUCCCUCGAUGUUACGCCGACUGCAGAUGCUGUCCGGAAACCCGGCAUGCGCCGUCGAAUCUUCCAGGAGGCACGAAGCCGCCUAGAUGAGAAGAAGUCCACGGGCGCCGCUUCAAACAUGGCGUUGCUGAAGAGUGCCGCAGAGUCAUUGACACAGUCCAUCAGGGAAGCCCGACUUGCCCAUGACGUGACUGAACAGAUUCUUGGCUUCAAAGGCCGAGGGCGCCAGAAAGCUUCAAAGAAAGACAUCGCACAAGUGCAACGUCUCCUCCAUGACCUCGAGGCAGACUCAAAUGCAAAGCACAUUGACACCAGGACCUUGAGACAAGUCCUGGCUGAUGUAAAAGCUGCCUUGGACACCGCCCGUCUCAACAACAAGUUGAAGGAGGCAGAACACAUCUUAAUGAAGGUCCACGAGCUGGAGGCCUUGAUUGAAGCUAGCGAGAGUGAGGCGGCUUCUGCUGACCUUGCCCAGGCGCUCGACAGCGCUCGGGCCACAAGUCCAUCGACGACAGCUGUUCCCAAGGCUGUGGACGAGCGCGGGCCAUCGCCAUCACCUUCUGUACACAGCAUGCGAGCAGAUGCAGGCCGAAAGAACAGCUAUGGCGAACGGAGCCCCCAGGCAAGAAGAACUUCGACGCGAUCGCAGCUGCGGAACAUGCUGAGGACUUCCGGGGGGUGGGUGCAACUUCCACCACCAUCGUCCGAGUCGCCCCAUGAACAUCCACCCGACCCGGUCGAGGAUGAGCUCAAGGACCCAGGCUUGCGCAGACGGGAGAGUUGGCUGAAGUGGUGGCCAGAGAAUUGUUUCUCCGAAGGCUACGCGCUGCACGAAAAAGAAGCGUUCUUUGAACGCUUGCCGACUGAUAAGCUAAAUGCAGAAGAGAUGGAGUUGCGCGACGCCAUUAUUGCCUUUCUCGAAAGGUGGAAGGGGCAGGACAUGGCAUCACUGGACGAUAUUGCUCAAGACCCAUGCGUUUUGCAGUGCAUCCGCAAAACCUUGCCCCAAAGCGUGCCCUUGGAGGACUGGGUGCAUCGGCGCCAACGCCUUGGUCGACGGGCUGCACCAGCCUCGCGGCUGGCACCGGAGGCAACGCAAAUGUCAAGGUGGAAGAAGGAUCUGAACAUUUCAGACCCUCUUGAUGACCUCGAACCAGCAAGAUGCCGGAAGUUUCAGCGCCGCGACUCCAGGGAACGCCGCCCCAGUGCAGUCUUUGGCCUGAACUUCUGUGUCAACGACGUGGGCCAAAUAUGUGGGCGAGUUGCAGGUGAUGAUGAAAGCAUUUGCGACCUUCCAUGGCCAAGCACAUCAGUGGUCCCAGAGCAAAAGUCAUUCGAAUGGAUACGUGAAGUAGGCGCCGGUACGCGGCGGCUGCUUCCCAGCGUUACCACACGCGCGAGUGGAAUGGUGUUGGAGGAGGUCAUGGCGUGGCGUUUCUCCCACAGGUAUCGCGCCAGACGAGUGGAGCCAGUCUUGCAGAGAAUGUGGCAGAUGUAUCGAUCGGCAAAGCGGCCCUCCACCGCUCCGAGCUGUGAAUGCGCAUGGUGCCGCGGCAAGCUGCAGUACGACAUCUCCUUGGAAGCCCACGCCUAG